CCGUGCCAUUUUCCUGCUUGUCCCCAACUGUCACCGGGUCGUGUUUGUCACCCAGAGUGUCCCCACAGUGUUCCCAAGGCAUCCCGGAGUGUCCCUGGAGUGUCCCCAGCGACCAUGGAGCCCCUCGAGCUGUCCCCGGCCCUGCUGCAGCCGCAGGUCACCGUGGUGGCCAUCCUGGGCGAGCUGCUGGCCACCGCGCCCAGUCGGGAUGAGGAGAUGCUGCUGUCCAUGUCGGCAAGGUGCCUGUACUGGGACCUGGUGGACUUCACCAGGGAGCUCCGGGAAAACCUGUCCAGCACUGGUGGCAUCUGGUGGUGCAGCCUUGUCAUCUACUCUGGUAACUGUUCUUACACCUCCCUGAGCCGGGCCCUGGCUGUCUACAAGAGCACCCCACGGCCCCCCUGGGACAAUGUGACAUCGGUGGUCGGCAAUUGGAAGUGGUCGGUGUCUGGGCUUCUGGACAGGUGGGCCCAGCUGGCCAGGAAAGCCACCCAACUCCGCAACACCUGCAGGGAGGUGGCCACCAAGGCAGACGACAUGGUGGCCACCACCUGGGCCAGGGAGCUGCAGGGCAAGGCUGCCCGUGAUGGGACAGCUCAGGAAAGCAUGGUGGAGCUGGGUCAGGCUCUGGGCAGGGAGGAGGGGGCAGAGGUGGUGGCCCGGGUGAGGAGAGAUGCCAGGGUAGCUGCCAACUGGGCAACCAUGGCCACCACGGUGACACAGAGGGCGGAGGCGGCCCUGGGGCUGCUGGAGCGCUUGGUGGCCGCGUGUGACAAAGCCACUGCCUUCCCCCGGGAGCUGCAGCGCCUGCUCAGGGACAUUGAGGCCUCUGUGAAGGGGACAAAUGAGGCAUCCCCCAAUGUCCCUGAGGACUUGGUGGCCAAGGUGGCCGUGGCCGAGCAGCUGUGGGAGGCCAACGCCUGCCUGGCCAAGGAUCACCUUCUGGGGACAGUUGAGGACAUCAUCCAGUUUUAUAUCAAUGAUGAUCCCGCCAGCCCCAGUGCCUGUGGGGUGGCCGAGAGGUGCCAAAGAGUCAUCGAGGACAUCCCAAGGCUCAUUCAAACCCCAGAGAGACGCCAGAGCAUCCCCAAGGUGUCCCCAGUGAGCAUGGAGCUCCAAGAGCUGUCCCCAGCCCUGCUGCAGCCACAGGUCGCUGUGGUGGCCAUCGUGGGCGAGCUGCUGGCCACCCUGCCCAGGCGGGCUGAGAUGAUGCUGCUGCCUGUGUCCCCAUUGCGCCUGUACUCAGAACUGGAGAAAUUCACCAGGGAGCUCCGGUCCACCCUGUACAGCAUUGAUGACACCUGGUGGCACCGCAAUGUCACCACCAAUGAGGAUGACCCUCCCACCUCCCUAAGCCAGGCCCUGGCCACCUACCAGAGUGCCCCAUGGACCACCGAGAACCCUGUGGCAAUGGCAGCCGACGAGUGGCAGUCAAUGGCGAUUCGCCUUGAGGUCAGUUGGGAGUGUCUGGCCAGGAGGGCCACCUGGCUCCGCAACACCUGCAGAGAGGUGGUCACUGAGGCAGCCAAUAUGGUGCCCACGGCCACCACCCGGGCCAGGGAGCUGCAGCACAAGGCUGCCUGUGAUGGGACAGCUCAGGAAAACGUGGUGGAGCUGGGUCAGGCCCUGGGCAGAGAGGAGGGGGCGGAGGUGGUGGCCGGGUUUGAAGCCCCGGUGAGGAGAGAUGCCAGGGUGGCUGUCAGCUGGGCAGCCAGGGACAGCAUGGUGAGACAGCGGGUGGAGGUGACCCUGGGGCUGCUGGAGCGCUUGGCGGCCGCGUGUGAUGCAGCCACUGCCUUCCCCCGGGAGCUGCAGCACCUGCUCGAGGGCAUCAGAGCGGCCAUGGAGGAGACAAAUGAGGCGUCCCCCGACAUCCCUGAGGACUUGGUGGCCAAGGUGGCUAUGGCCAAGCGGAUGUGGGAGGCCAACGCCCGCCUGGUCAAGGAUCACCUGGUGGGGACAGUUCCAGACACCAUCAAGUUCUUGUUCAAUGGUGGCCCCACCAGCCCCAGUGCCUGUGAGGUGGCCGAGCGGUGCCAAAGAGCCACUGAGGACAUCCCAAGGCUCCUUCAACCCCUGGAGAGUCCCCAGAGCAUCCCCAAGGUGUCACCAGUGAUCAUGGAGCUCCAAGAGCUGUCCCCGGCCCUGCUGCAGCCACAGGUCACUGUGGUGGCCAUCCUGGGCGAGCUGCUGGCCACCCUGCCCAGUCGGGACAAGGUGAUUUUGCUCGGGUCUGCAGUGAGCCUCUACAGGGACCUGGAGGAAUUCACCAGGAGGAUCCGGGUCACCAUGUACUUCACUGAUGACACCUGGUUCUGCCACAAUGUCACCUCCUAUGAUGAUAACACUCCCACCUCCAAUGAUGAUGCUCCCAACUCCCUGAGCCAGGCCCUGGCCGCCUACAAGAGCACCUCAGGGACCCGUCGGAAUCACGUGAUAAUGGCAGCCAGCAAGUGGCAGGAAUUGGUGGCCGCGCUCGUGGACAGGUGGGCCGAGCUGUCCAAAAAUGCCACCAAGCUCCGCAACACCUGCAGGGAUGUGGCCACCAAGGCAGACGACAUGGCAACCAUUAUCCAGGCCAGGCGCCUGCAGGACAAGGCUGCCCAUUAUGGGUCAGCUCAGAAAAACGUGGUGGAGCUGGGUCUGGCCCUGGGCAGGCAGGAGGGGGCCAAGGUGGUGGCCGGGCAUGAAUCCUGGGUGAGGAGAGAUGCCAGGGUGGCUGCCAGCUGGGCAACAACGGCCACCAUGUUGAGACAGCGGCUGGAGGCGGCCCUGGGGCUGCUGGAGCGCUUGGUGGCCGCGUGUCACGAAGCCACUGCCUUCCCCCGGGAGCUGCAGUGGCGGCUCAGGGACAUUGAGGCCUCUGUGAAGGGGACAAAUGAGGCAUCCCCUGCUGUCCCUGAGGACUUGGUGGCCAAGGUGGCCGAAGCCGAGCGGCUGUGGGAGGCCAGCCACCACCUGGCCAAGGAUCACCUGCUGGGGACACUUCAAGACAUCAUCGACUUCUAUUUUGAUGGUGAUCCCACCAGCCCCAGUGGGGUGGCCGAGCGGUGCCAAAGAGCCAUUGAGGACAUCCCAAGGCUCCUUCGACCCCUGGAGCGUCCCCAAGGUGUCCCCAAGGUGUCCCCAGUGAGCAUGGAGCUCCAAGAGCUGUCCCCGGCCCUGCUGCAGCCACAGGUCACUGUGGUGGCCACCCUGGGCAUGCUGCUGGCCACCCUGCCCAGGCGGGACGAGAUGAAGGUCAUGUCCGCAUUGCACCUGUACUGGGACCUGGUGGACUUCACCAAGGAGCUCUGGGUCACCCUGUACCGCAUUGAUGACACAUGGUGGCACCACUAUGUCACCUCCCAUGAUGAUGAUCCUGUCACCUCGUUGAGCCAGGCCCUGGCUGCCAAUGAGAGCAACCCAUGGACCCCCCGAAACCAUGUGACAAUGGCAGCCAGCAAGUGGCAGCGGUCAGUGACUGUUCUUCUGGAGGGCUGGGCCCGACUGGCCAGGAAAGCCACGAAGCUCCACAACACCCGCAGGAGGGUGGCCACUGAGGCAGAAAGCAUGGUGGCCACUGCCACUGACUGGGCACGGCUCCCGCAGACUGUCGCUCACCUUGAUGGGACAGCUCAGGAAAACAUAGAGGAGCUGCAUCUGCCUCUGUUCAGGGAGGAGUGGGCCAAGGUGGUGGCCGGGCAUGAAGAUCGGGUGAGGAGAGAUGCCAGGGUGGCUGCCAGCCGGGUAACCACGGCCACCAUGGAGAGACAGCGGCUGGAGGCGGCCCUGGGGCUGCUGGAGCGCUUGGUGGCCGCGUGUCACGAAGCCACCGCCUUCCCCCGGGAGCUGCAGCACAGGGCUGGGGACAUCGUGGCCACCCUGAAGGGGACAAAUGAGGCAUCCCCCAAUGUCCCUGAGGACUUGGUGGCCAAGGUGGCCGUGGCCGAGCGGCUGUGGGAGGCCAACGCCCGCCUGGCCAAGGAUCACCUGCUGGGGACACUUCAAGACACCAUCAAGUUCUUGUUCACUGGUGGUCCCACCAGCCCCAGGGGUGUGGUCGAGCGGUGUCAAAGAGCCAUCGAGGACAUCCCAAGGCUCCUUCAACACUUGGAGCGUCCCCAAAGUGUCCCCAAGUUGUUCCCAGUGAGCAUGGAGCUCCAAGAGUUGCGACAGGGUGGGGAGGGGACAGCAGUGGGGCAAGGGGGUGGCAGAGGGGACAGCAGAGGGGGCAGGGGGCUGGAGGAGCUACGAGGGGAGGGGCAGGGGAUGGCAGAGGGAACAAGAGGCUGA
Passer domesticus (house sparrow) is the source of this 4275-nucleotide messenger RNA. RefSeq lists its product as uncharacterized. NCBI's taxonomy places the organism in Eukaryota, Metazoa, Chordata, Aves, Passeriformes, Passeridae. Bases 115 to 4275 code for a protein of 1386 amino acids. The transcript is spliced from 6 exons. The record is from RefSeq and is a predicted model, not a curated record.